Molecule: messenger RNA, 3583 nt
Organism: Pelobates cultripes (western spadefoot toad)
Lineage: Eukaryota; Metazoa; Chordata; Amphibia; Anura; Pelobatidae
Source: the annotation of a GenBank genome assembly
UUUGACGCAGUAUAAACCAUAUCGGAUUAUUUGGUGCAGUUUGACGCAGUAUAAACCAUAUCGGAUUAUUUGGGAUAGUCUGACGCAGUAUAAACCAUAUCGGAUUAUUUGGGAUAGUUUGACGCAGUAUAAACCAUAUCGGAUUAUUUGGGAUAGUUUGACGCAGUAUAAACCAUAUCGGAUUAUUUGGGAUAGUUUGACGCAGUAUAAACCAUAUCGGAUUAUUUGGGAUAGUUUGACGCAGUAUAAACCAUAUCGGAUUAUUUGGGAUAGUUUGACGCAGUAUAAACCAUAUCGGAUUAUUUGGGAUAGUUUGACGCAGUAUAAACCAUAUCGGAUUAUUUGGGAUAGUCUGACGCAGUAUAAACCAUAUCGGAUUAUUUGGGAUAGUCUGACGCAGUAUAAACCAUAUCGGAUUAUUUGGGAUAGUUUGACGCAGUAUAAACCAUAUCGGAUUAUUUGGGAUAGUUUGACGCAGUAUAAACCAUAUCGGAUUAUUUGGGAUAGUUUGACGCAGUAUAAACCAUAUCGGAUUAUUUGGGAUAGUCUGACGCAGUAUAAACCAUAUCGGAUUAUUUGGGAUAGUUUGACGCAGUAUAAACCAUAUCGGAUUAUUUGGGAUAGUUUGACGCAGUAUAAACCAUAUCGGAUUAUUUGGGAUAGUUUGACGCAGUAUAAACCAUAUCGGAUUAUUUGGGAUAGUUUGACGCAGUAUAAACCAUAUCGGAUUAUUUGGGAUAGUCUGACGCAGUAUAAACCAUAUCGGAUUAUUUGGGAUAGUUUGACGCAGUAUAAACCAUAUCGGAUUAUUUGGGAUAGUUUGACGCAGUAUAAACCAUAUCGGAUUAUUUGGGAUAGUUUGACGCAGUAUAAACCAUAUCGGAUUAUUUGGGAUAGUUUGACGCAGUAUAAACCAUAUCGGAUUAUUUGGGAUAGUUUGACGCAGUAUAAACCAUAUCGGAUUAUUUGGGAUAGUCUGACGCAGUAUAAACCAUAUCGGAUUAUUUGGGAUAGUUUGACGCAGUAUAAACCAUAUCGGAUUAUUUGGGAUAGUUUGACGCAGUAUAAACCAUAUCGGAUUAUUUGGGAUAGUUUGACGCAGUAUAAACCAUAUCGGAUUAUUUGGGAUAGUCUGACGCAGUAUAAACCAUAUCGGAUUAUUUGGGAUAGUUUGACGCAGUAUAAACCAUAUCGGAUUAUUUGGGAUAGUUUGACGCAGUAUAAACCAUAUCGGAUUAUUUGGGAUAGUCUGACGCAGUAUAAACCAUAUCGGAUUAUUUGGGAUAGUCUGACGCAGUAUAAACCAUAUCGGAUUAUUUGGGAUAGUUUGACGCAGUAUAAACCAUAUCGGAUUAUUUGGGAUAGUUUGACGCAGUAUAAACCAUAUCGGAUUAUUUGGGAUAGUUUGACGCAGUAUAAACCAUAUCGGAUUAUUUGGGAUAGUCUGACGCAGUAUAAACCAUAUCGGAUUAUUUGGGAUAGUCUGACGCAGUAUAAACCAUAUCGGAUUAUUUGGGAUAGUCUGACGCAGUAUAAACCAUAUCGGAUUAUUUGGGAUAGUUUGACGCAGUAUAAACCAUAUCGGAUUAUUUGGUGCAGUUUGACGCAGUAUAAACCAUAUCGGAUUAUUUGGGAUAGUCUGACGCAGUAUAAACCAUAUCGGAUUAUUUGGGAUAGUUUGACGCAGUAUAAACCAUAUCAGAUUAUUUGGGAUAGUCUGACGCAGUAUAAACCAUAUCGGAUUAUUUGGGAUAGUUUGACGCAGUAUAAACCAUAUCGGAUUAUUUGGGAUAGUUUGACGCAGUAUAAACCAUAUCGGAUUAUUUGGGAUAGUUUGACGCAGUAUAAACCAUAUCGGAUUAUUUGGGAUAGUCUGACGCAGUAUAAACCAUAUCGGAUUAUUUGGGAUAGUUUGACGCAGUAUAAACCAUAUCGGAUUAUUUGGUGCAGUUUGACGCAGUAUAAACCAUAUCGGAUUAUUUGGGAUAGUCUGACGCAGUAUAAACCAUAUCGGAUUAUUUGGGAUAGUUUGACGCAGUAUAAACCAUAUCGGAUUAUUUGGGAUAGUUUGACGCAGUAUAAACCAUAUCGGAUUAUUUGGGAUAGUUUGACGCAGUAUAAACCAUAUCGGAUUAUUUGGGAUAGUUUGACGCAGUAUAAACCAUAUCGGAUUAUUUGGGAUAGUUUGACGCAGUAUAAACCAUAUCGGAUUAUUUGGGAUAGUCUGACGCAGUAUAAACCAUAUCGGAUUAUUUGGGAUAGUUUGACGCAGUAUAAACCAUAUCGGAUUAUUUGGGAUAGUUUGACGCAGUAUAAACCAUAUCGGAUUAUUUGGGAUAGUUUGACGCAGUAUAAACCAUAUCGGAUUAUUUGGGAUAGUUUGACGCAGUAUAAACCAUAUCGGAUUAUUUGGGAUAGUUUGACGCAGUAUAAACCAUAUCGGAUUAUUUGGGAUAGUUUGACGCAGUAUAAACCAUAUCGGAUUAUUUGGGAUAGUUUGACGCAGUAUAAACCAUAUCGGAUUAUUUGGGAUAGUUUGACGCAGUAUAAACCAUAUCGGAUUAUUUGGGAUAGUCUGACGCAGUAUAAACCAUAUCGGAUUAUUUGGGAUAGUUUGACGCAGUAUAAACCAUAUCGGAUUAUUUGGGAUAGUUUGACGCAGUAUAAACCAUAUCGGAUUAUUUGGGAUAGUUUGACGCAGUAUAAACCAUAUCGGAUUAUUUGGGAUAGUCUGACGCAGUAUAAACCAUAUCGGAUUAUUUGGGAUAGUCUGACGCAGUAUAAACCAUAUCGGAUUAUUUGGGAUAGUUUGACGCAGUAUAAACCAUAUCGGAUUAUUUGGGAUAGUUUGACGCAGUAUAAACCAUAUCGGAUUAUUUGGGAUAGUUUGACGCAGUAUAAACCAUAUCGGAUUAUUUGGGAUAGUCUGACGCAGUAUAAACCAUAUCGGAUUAUUUGGGAUAGUUUGACGCAGUAUAAACCAUAUCGGAUUAUUUGGGAUAGUUUGACGCAGUAUAAACCAUAUCGGAUUAUUUGGGAUAGUUUGACGCAGUAUAAACCAUAUCGGAUUAUUUGGGAUAGUUUGACGCAGUAUAAACCAUAUCGGAUUAUUUGGGAUAGUUUGACGCAGUAUAAACCAUAUCGGAUUAUUUGGGAUAGUUUGACGCAGUAUAAACCAUAUCGGAUUAUUUGGGAUAGUUUGACGCAGUAUAAACCAUAUCGGAUUAUUUGGGAUAGUUUGACGCAGUAUAAACCAUAUCGGAUUAUUUGGGAUAGUUUGACGCAGUAUAAACCAUAUCGGAUUAUUUGGGAUAGUUUGACGCAGUAUAAACCAUAUCGGAUUAUUUGGGAUAGUUUGACGCAGUAUAAACCAUAUCGGAUUAUUUGGGAUAGUUUGACGCAGUAUAAACCAUAUCGGAUUAUUUGGGAUAGUUUGACGCAGUAUAAACCAUAUCGGAUUAUUUGGGAUAGUUUGACGCAGUAUAAACCAUAUCGGAUUAUUUGGGGUAGUUUGACGCAGUAUAAACCAUAUCGGAUUAUUUGGGAUAGUUUGAUGCAGUAUAAACCAUAUCGGAUUAUUUGA